Messenger RNA from Trichomonas vaginalis G3, 558 nucleotides. Its product is annotated as organellar and viral DNA polymerase type B. The coding region runs from base 1 to 558 and encodes 185 amino acids. NCBI's taxonomy places the organism in Eukaryota, Parabasalia, Trichomonadida, Trichomonadidae. The record is from RefSeq and is a predicted model, not a curated record. The transcript has a single exon.
AUGGACAAAGAUUGCGACAUGGUUUAUAAAAAUAUUUCUGACCUUUACAAAUCCGAAGAAUUUAAGACAUACGAUAACUUUGUUUCAUUAGUUGCAAAAUGUGUAUGGCAGAUAAGAGAUAAAGAUAGAAGAGGUAAAGUAUGGAAUGAACAGAUAAAACCAGCAGCUUUUGAGUUAAAGAAAACCAUUGACGCCUUAGUUGUUCUAGCUGGUUUUAUUUCAAUGUAUAACGCAAAAAUGAAUCCGCAAUGUUCAAAAUGUAAAGCAGCAAUGAGGAAAUAUAACUACUCCGUCAAAGAGAUAGAACGAAUGAGAAACGACUAUGCAGACUUAAAGAAAGAAGCAGAAAAACCAGCAGAAAAUAAAAUGGACAUGUUAGCAUUUCUGAACAAAAACUAUCCAACUGCUGACGAUUUCCUUCUAUCUGACGUCAAGAAGAAGUAUAAAGAAACCUUCGGCAUUGUUAAAACUUUUGAUAUCCUCAGCGAAGAAAUAGAAGCUACGAAAUUGUUUAGGAUUUCAAAUAUACAUCGUACAAUUCAUGUAAAACGCUUGUGA